Messenger RNA from Setaria italica (foxtail millet), 2791 nucleotides. RefSeq lists its product as uncharacterized. Lineage: Eukaryota; Viridiplantae; Streptophyta; Magnoliopsida; Poales; Poaceae. The transcript has 8 exons. Bases 21 to 1946 code for a protein of 641 amino acids. The record is from RefSeq and is a predicted model, not a curated record.
GGCCGAAAUCUGAAGCGCCGAUGGAAUCCGGAUCGAUGGUCGAUAGCGUCUCCUUCAAUCCCUCCGGCGACGCCAACAACGCAUCCCCGUGGCCAUCCUCGAUUCUCCUCGCCCAGCGGGCGUACGUCGUCAUCAGCAGGAACGACACCACGGCCUCAGCCAAAUCGAGGGCCGACCAUACCGUGGAGGUCACCUUCUGGGUUGCUGACCCACCGGCCGUGUCCUUCUACACCUUCCACUGCUCCAAGCCCCCCAUCUCCGAUUGCGAGGACGCCGACUUGGAAGUUCAGCCGCAUGUGGUCGGCGCACAGGGCCGAUUCAUUCUUCUCCGCACCCGCUUCGCUUCCGGCGACGACGAGGAUGAAUACUUCAUCUACAAAGGCGACCCGGAGUCGCCGUCCCUCGAAAGCGUCCCACUCCCCGAUGAUGAUAGGCUGCGCGGAGUCAGCGAGUUUGGAAUUGUGCCCCGCGGUGACGGGGGCCAUUAUCUCCUUGUCGCUCUCUGUUACACGGCGAAAUAUUUGGAUUACAGGCUUCACAUCUUCUCGUCUGAGGAUAGGACAUGGAGGACUAAGGAACUGCUCAAUCCAUGCCCUGGAGUCCACACAAUUUUACCUGCGAAGGUGUUCAUGCUGCAAGAUGGGAUGCUAUGCUGGGUUGAUUUCGCGCAAGGCUUGCUGAUGUGUGACGUACUUCAAGAACCUCUUCAUGCACACUACAUUCCAUUGCCCGAGUUCUUACCUGAAAACAGACCAAAAGUGAAGCAAUUUGUCUCAGGAGCUAGUGCCAGGCGUUUUCGAGAUGUCGCCUGCGUUGAUGGUAUGAUCAAGUUUAUUGAGAUGGAACACCGGGUGAUCACGGAGGAGAUUAUAGAUGUUCCUGCUGAAAAGCCGUUUAACCCCCGCGACAAGGAUGUGCUCUACGACUCAGACUUGAUCAUGCUGAGCAAGCACAAAGAUGUGGACAUCAAGCCCAAGAUUCUGCGCUCAGUGAAUGGUUGGAGUGCCAUGACAUGGACUAGGGAGGUAGGGUCCAACUGUUGGCUCAAGGGAUGUGCCGUUGAUGUUGAUGACAUUUUGGUUGACCACUCUGUUCGUCCGGCAAGUUACAGCCCUUGGAGCUUGAAAUUCAAGAACAACUUAGCUUAUCCCACCCUGAGCACAGAUGCUAAUGACCUUGUUUACCUCAAGUCAUCCAUGAUUUUGAGAAAUCCAAAUAGAUUGGCACGGGUAGUUGCUGUUGAUCUUGCAAAGAAGACAUUGAAAGUGAAAGCACUUGUGGGAUAUCCUUUUGGAAGAAGAUAUGCCCCUUCCGAGCAAAUAUUCCGUCCCUGUGCAUUAUCCAACUAUCUGACAAGGACUAAAGGCAUUAAACUCUCAGAAAGCGAGAUCACACCGGGGAGCUCUUCAAAUGAACCAAAUAAUACAGCUGUCUGUGUGGGUGAGCCUGAUUCCUAUGAAUCUAAGAACAAACAUCUCUCAGAAUGCGAGAUCACACAGUUGGGGAGAUCUUCAAAUGAACCACAUAAUACAGCUGUCUGUGUGGGUGAGCCUGAUUCCUAUGAAUCUGAGAACAAAUGUCUCUCAGAAUGUGAGAUCACACAGUUGGGGAGCUCUUCAAAUGAACCAAAUAAUAAAGCUGUCUGUGUGGGUGACCCUGAUUCCUAUGAAUCUGAGAACAAACAUCCAAGACUAUCAGCUGAGAAAGUCAACCAUGCCCAAAAUGGAGCUCAGAGUCUUGUGCAGAAUUUUCUUAGCUCACAGGUCCAUCCUGAUCAAAACAAUAUGCUUCCGCAGCACUUCAACAGAUGGGAGGGGCCCGGCUACUGUAGCAACUGUGGCUAUUGGGGCUACCCAUCAUGGCCCCAUCGAAGCAAUUCGGUAUGCUGUAUUUCAUAUGCCUUGUUUCUCAUGUGUCCGUUUUUCAUCAUCAUACAGCAACAUUAAUUAGAAUGUGCCACACCAGGCGCGGCCGCAGUGCUUCAACAAGUGGGGGUGAACCCUUCAAUUCUUGUGUAUGCACCAUCAGCCCCUGGCCUUUAAUAUGCAUAGUUACAGCAAUUAUCAAUCGCUGUGGCAGCAGCCAUCACUGUCGGAGCAACAAACAGCACCUAGCAGGGCAUUUGGACCUUUAUGAGGCACCCCGUCCAUGCUUUACAGAUUGGUCUGGAGCCAGCUACCAUGGGAAUUUGCAACAAUUCCCUGCCGGUAACUCUUAUUCCUAUGGUGCACGCUCAGGCAAUGGCAACUACAAUCAGUAGUGAUAGCAGCUUCCCCCUACUCGAUCAGUUGACUGCCUGUGCAGCUUUGCAGUAGACACAGUGGUUUUUGGACCUCAUGAGGUAAAAUAUUGGUGCAAAUUAUGAUGUAGUACCAUAACCUUUAUAAGACAGUAUCCGUGGUGUCAGCAAUAUACUCUAUGUUCACUCUAUUUCAUCGUAAAAUGUAAGGCGUUUUAGUUUUGUCCUAUAUGAAACUUCUAAUUUUGAUUAAGUUAAUAGAAAAAUAUAUUACAUAUUUACAUCUACAUUGCCAAAUAAAUGCACUCUCAAGACAUUAUACAGUGGAUUUAAACAAAAGUUUGAUUUUGUAGAUGUUAAAGCAUUUUUCUAUAAACUUGAUCAAGAGAAGAGUUUAACAUAGGUCAACUAAAACGACUUAAUUUUGGAACAGAGGGGGCAUUGGCUAGUAAUACAGUACGUGCUGUGCAUCGGAGCAUUGUAUGUUUCAUUCAAAUUGAAGUUUAGAAGAUUCCAUGGUUACCUUUUAGAGCACUGGCAUUCAAAUAUGGC